CUAACCACUGCAUAAGAAUCCCAGACCUAUGCCACGAGAAACCCUGCCUCAAGCCUGCGAUGCUUGUCGUCGCCGUAAGAUAAAAUGUACAUCUCACCGACCAUGCAGUCCCUGCCGAUCAAUGGGACUAGAAUGUCGGUCAUCCGGGGCGCGGCGCAAAAAAGGACGCCAGGGUCGAUCGGCCAACAUAUUGUAUGAGCUGCGGACAAACGAGAGCGAGGAGGCACAGUCACCUUCUAAUGCACCAUCACUUGAAAGCCCUAGUAGCACAUCGCUGGGAGACGUCAAACUGCCCAGUCUAUUGAACGCAGCAUUAGUCCACAGUUGCGCGGCAUAUUUCUAUUCACGCAUGCUAGGGACAGUGCCAAUCCUGCAUCCCGAUGCGUUCCAGGCGCAGGUUGAUCGGAUGGACGAGUGUCCGCAUGCACAUUGUCUCGUAGUGGCAUUUUGCGCCUUCGUCCUGACCCAAACGGGAUAUCUUUCCUGUCAUCAGAAUAUCGCCCCGGAAACUGGGCGUGCGCUGCUAGACGAAGCUAUGGCCGCUCGCCGUCAUUUAGACCCAUUUACGGCGCCUAUUCGACUCGGUAUUACCAUCGCAUACCUCCUAUACGGAUGCCAUAUAGGCUGCGGGAACCAGCGUCAGGCCUACUACUUCCUCCGGGAGACGACAACAUUCUAUACAGCCGACGUGCUAGACCAGUCCGCAGACGAGGACCACCCUUCCUUCUCCAGGAAACUAUUCUGGCUCCUCCUAAUCUCCGAACGCGCUCACGCAAUCCGCCGCCGCCGCCCCAUAACCCUGCAAAUCACCCCAACCAGCCCAACCCUAGACACAAUCCUCUCACCCGACCCCUUCACCCUUGGCUUCCGCCACCUAGUCGACCUCUACCGCCCCUUCGACUCAACCUUCCUCUCCCACUGGACAGGCACCCUACCAAUCUGCACCAAGGAAACCCUCAUCAACCUCUCAACCCACCUCCAAAACUCCGUGCCACCAGACCUCGCCCUCCCCGACAUCCUCCUCGCCGACCUCCGCGUCUCCCAACAAUGGCUCCGCACCAUGAUCUGGCAACUUGCCACCAGCGCAGGCUUCCUAUCCAGCACACCAUCCCAUCCGAGCCUCGACUUCCGGUAUCCGCUGCAAAUCGCCCGCGACCUGUCCCUGGCGACGUGGAAGCUGUCUCGCUCGAGCAUGGAGACGCAUGGUAUUGGGCUUAUUGAGAAGAUCUUCGAGGUGGCGUGUACAUUGACGGAUGUGAUGGGGUGUUUGUCGGCGGCUGGGUUGAGGUCUUCGGGGUUUGAGAUGGGGCCGAGGGAUUAUUUGAAGCAUUUGUGUGGGUUGGUGCAUGGGUUGCAUGGGGGACGGGGGAGGUUUUGGACGCUGCUUUUGGGGAAGGUGGGGAAUACUUUGCCCGGGAUGGUGGGGGAUAUUAGGAGGCAUGUUGGGGAGAUAGAAGGGGGAGAUGGUAGUGAGGAGAUGGAAAUGAAGGAGUUAGAUGAGAAGGGCUUGGAUGAGUUGAACAAUGGGGAGAGGGAUUUGAAUUGGGAGGGGAUGAGUCGGAUAGGGGAUUUGAUGCCGGAGGUUGAGGACGUAUUUGGGGUUUGACGAUAGGGUUAUGGAUGUUUCGUAUAAGGUGUUAAGUGUGAUUUUGUACUAGUGCUUAGUGUUUAUUUUGAAAUAAUUCGGCGUGCUAAUGUAUGUUAGAAGCCAAAUUUCGAGGUAGGCGCAUCGUCUUAGAAAACUUAUAUGAUGGUCAAUGUUUACAGCUCGAAGCCUU
Messenger RNA from Aspergillus alliaceus, 1778 nucleotides. RefSeq names its product Zn(II)2Cys6 transcription factor. Gene Ontology annotation, biological process: regulation of DNA-templated transcription. Lineage: Eukaryota; Fungi; Ascomycota; Eurotiomycetes; Eurotiales; Aspergillaceae. The record is from RefSeq and is a predicted model, not a curated record. Gene Ontology annotation, molecular function: zinc ion binding; DNA-binding transcription factor activity, RNA polymerase II-specific. The transcript is spliced from 2 exons. Bases 29 to 1606 code for a protein of 525 amino acids.